GAUUCAGUUAUAAGUUAUAAGCGAUUUGAACUCGGGGGUUGGCAAGAAAAUUUAAAGUGAAACCGUCCUGUAAGCACGUCGUGCUCGUAUACAAGAAAAUACAUAUUACGAAAAGUUUCUAAUCGUAAGUUUCGUAAAUGUCGCCACGCGGGAAAAAGAAUAAAAAUAGUUUGGUAACGAGGAGACAGCGGCAUGUCCUUGGAAAAGAAGAAAAAUAUCGUCAAGAGAGAGACAAAUCGGACAAAGAGGACAUGGGAUCAGAUGAAGAGAAGAACGCGAAAGAGAAAACGGAAUUGUUCGUCCCCUUCCCGGUUGCUAUGUGGGAUCUUGAACAGUGCGAUCCCAAAAAAUGUUCCGGUCGAAAAUUAGUUAGACAUGGUUUAGUAAAAAUAUUACGGUUAGGAACUCGGUUCGCGGGAUUAGUUCUGACACCAGUUGGUCAAAAGUGUGUAAGUCCAACAGAUCGUGAUAUUGUACGGGAAUUUGGUUGCGCAGUGGUUGAUUGCAGUUGGGCACGUUUGGAUGAAACCCCAUUUAAUCGAAUAAGAACUCCCAAUCCUCGCCUAUUACCAUUUCUAGUCGCUGCAAAUCCGAUAAAUUAUGGCAAACCUUGUCAAUUAAGUUGCGUAGAAGCUAUAGCAGCUACUUUAAUUAUAACAGGAUAUCCUGAAGAAGCAAACUUGUAUCUUGGGAAAUUCUCUUGGGGUCACUCAUUUGUAGAAUUAAACAGUGAAUUAUUAGAAAGUUAUUCGCUUUGUAAAAAUUCGGAAGAAAUUAUAGCCGUACAAGAAAAAUUCCUGGCCGAUGCGCGAGAGGAAAGGUUAAAUAGACAGGCUAUCUCGGAUUUUCCUCCAACGGAUUCAGAAACAGAAGAAGAAGAACAAGAGGAAGAAAAAGAAGAAAAAGAAUCAGUACCUACAAAUCUGACCUCUGAAAUAAAUGAAAAAGUUAAAGACAUGAGUAUAAAAUAAUACUUAUUAUGAAAAUAAUUGUCAUUGUAAUUGUAUGUAUAUAUUUUUUGUAAUAACUAAAGACAUGUGCGUUGUUACGCAUGUUUGUACAGUUUCAGUUUUAUAGACAAUUAAUAAAAGCUAAACAAGA
This is a messenger RNA of Ceratina calcarata, 1101 nucleotides long. RefSeq names its product ribosome biogenesis protein TSR3 homolog. Lineage: Eukaryota; Metazoa; Arthropoda; Insecta; Hymenoptera; Apidae. Bases 138 to 971 code for a protein of 277 amino acids. The record is from RefSeq and is a predicted model, not a curated record. The transcript is spliced from 4 exons. Gene Ontology annotation, biological process: maturation of SSU-rRNA. Gene Ontology annotation, molecular function: rRNA small subunit aminocarboxypropyltransferase activity.